Oncorhynchus kisutch (coho salmon) is the source of this 1755-nucleotide messenger RNA. RefSeq names its product cysteine three histidine 1 (gene cth1). Gene Ontology annotation, molecular function: metal ion binding; mRNA binding. The record is from RefSeq and is a predicted model, not a curated record. Lineage: Eukaryota; Metazoa; Chordata; Actinopteri; Salmoniformes; Salmonidae. The coding region runs from base 464 to 1399 and encodes 311 amino acids. The transcript is spliced from 2 exons.
AUUAAUUGGCAUAUGUUUAUUGCGCCAGUGCUAAGGACCAGUUCAUCCGGGGCUAAAACUGCAACGUUGUCGCAGAGACUCAACGCCAUUGGCCGUUGCUAAUCGAAUACCAGCUACAUUGCAUCUGAUUGGUGGAUUCGAACGCCCUACUGGCGUUUAAUGUUGCACAGCUGAUCCUCGUUUUAAAGGGAAGGCGGGAGUGGGAACUGGGUCAAGUUAAAAAUACAGAGGACACAGGCGCAAGAUACGUGCUACUUCAUAACAAAGCAAGUAGGGUGGCCGGUAGUUCACUUCAUUAACGGGCAGUAGGCUAGAAUAGGUUUUAACGUUUCUUUUAUUUCUACGAAUUUCAUGCGGAAAACACAGUUCUUUAGAAUUUGGCUUGGACAUUGAGGUUACAGUCGAACAACAGGUGGAGAGCGUCUGGGGCACAGUCGUUGGGCAAUAUCUUCAAUUCGUAACAAUGUUUGAGAGAAGCAGUGAUGACCUGCCCAUGUUCCCCUACCAUGAGGGACGAGAUGACCUGUUCCCUAGGGAGCACUGCUCAGCUGGAGUUGGGGGAGGCAUGUCCCUGGCUGAGGCCCUCCUGCCCCUAGUGGAGUCUCCCUCCCAGAUCCCCUGGUUGUGCUCCACCCGCUAUAAGACGGAGCUGUGCAGUCGCUAUGCCGACACGGGCUUCUGCAAGUAUGCUGAGCGCUGCCAGUUUGCCCAUGGCCUCCACGACCUCCACGUGCAGUCCCGCCACCCCAAGUACAAGACGGAACUGUGCCGCACCUUCCACACGGCAGGCUACUGCGUCUAUGGCACCCGCUGCCUGUUCGCCCACACUGCCAAGGAACAGCGGCCCCCCCACCGCCGGCGCCGCAACAUCCCCUGCCGCACCUUCCGCUCAUUCGGUGUGUGCCCCUUUGGCACACGCUGCAACUUCCUGCACAUUGAGGGUGAUGGCGGCCUGGAGUCCCCAGGCAGCGCUCCUGAGAAGGCCCCCAUUGCCAGGCCCCAAUCACAAUCCCAGGACUGGAAGCCCCGCGGGGCCCUGUGCCGCACCUUUAGCUCCUUUGGCUUCUGCCUCUACGGCACCCGCUGCUGCUUCCAACAUGGCCUGCCGAGCAGCAUCCAGGGGGGUGCCCGCACCCAUCUGCUGUCCCUAGCUUCAGACAGGUUCUCAUCUCCCUGCUCCUCAUCCUCCUCCUCUCCACCAUCUGGACUGCCCUCCCCGGUCUGGCCUGAUGAUUCAUCCACCCCGCUGAACAACCCCGUGGCCCACAAUGCCUUCACCUUCUCCAGCCAGCUGAAUGAUGUGCUGCUGCCUCUGGCCCUCAGGCUCCAGCAGCUGGACAACAGCCAGGCCAUGGAGGCUGCCUGCAACAUGCAGGGUGUCUGGGGGAACAAGCUUUAGUCACUCGGCAAGAAUGGUAUUGUAACUAAUGUGAUGUAUAGCCAGCCUACUGUAUAUUGUGAUGGUUUGCUAUGAUCUUGGAAGCCAUAUGUAUUUUAAUAGGGGGGUGGUGCAAGUGUCUUUUGGGAUGUUCCAUGUGACGAUCUUCAAUGUUAGUUUGGAGAGACUGAUUACUGUCCUGCAUUACAAUUUGUAUGGCCUCAUUGGUGUUCUGACUGGUCCACUCAUUUUUUGUUUAUGUAGAUUAGGCCUUGUAACUGUACAUUUUAAUGAGGUUAUACAUGUUUAUUUAUGAGUUUUAACUUAAGUUUUUAUUUAUUGUGAUACUUCUGCCUUGAAUAAACCACAAUUUUUAA